This is a messenger RNA of Solanum stenotomum, 829 nucleotides long. Its product is annotated as 3-phosphoshikimate 1-carboxyvinyltransferase 2-like. NCBI's taxonomy places the organism in Eukaryota, Viridiplantae, Streptophyta, Magnoliopsida, Solanales, Solanaceae. Gene Ontology annotation, molecular function: 3-phosphoshikimate 1-carboxyvinyltransferase activity. The transcript has 3 exons. The coding region runs from base 35 to 493 and encodes 152 amino acids. Gene Ontology annotation, biological process: chorismate biosynthetic process. The record is from RefSeq and is a predicted model, not a curated record.
GGGGGAUGUUAAGUUCGCUGAGGUCCUCGAGAAGAUGGGGGCGGAAGUUACAUGGACAGAAAACAGUGUCACGGUUAAAGGACCUCCAAGGAACUCUUCUGGAAUGAAACAUUUGCGUGCCAUUGACGUGAACAUGAACAAAAUGCCAGAUGUGGCCAUGACUCUUGCUGUAGUUGCACUUUUUGCUGAUGACCCUACUACCAUAAGAGACGUUGCUAGCUGGAGAGUUAAGGAAACUGAGCGGAUGAUUGCCAUAUGCACCGAACUUAGGAAGUUGGGUGCAACAGUUGUUGAAGGGUCAGACUACUGCAUAAUCACCCCACCAGAAAAGUUAAACGUAACGGAGAUUGAUACAUAUGAUGAUCACAGAAUGGCCAUGGCUUUCUCUCUUGCUGCUUGUGCUGAUGUCCCAGUCACCAUUAAGGACCCCGGUUGUACUCGCAAAACCUUCCCCGACUACUUUGAGGUUCUCCAGAAGUACUCCAAGCACUAAUCCACUUCACAUAUAGAAGAAAUUAUUUUGUACUACAAGAGAGAUUAUGCACCAGUUUGCCAACCAAAAUGGUGCCUAUACCGGAAGAGAAAAAAGCUUUCCAACUCCUUUUUAUUUGUCUAUGUGAGAUGAUGUUCAUUGUAUUUGUUGAAGUUGAGCUUCUUUUUUUUCUUUUGUGUAGAAGACAUGUAUACUAUAUAGUUAAGUACACUUCCUUUAAGAAUAUAUUUAACAUUGAGUAUCACCGUUUUAGAUAUUGUAUUUGGUAUUCAUAAUAAAUUUGUUUCGAGCUAUAAUUGUGAUUUACGGAGUGUUAUGAUAGCCCAUUGGUCCAUA